This is a messenger RNA of Leptosomus discolor (cuckoo roller), 1038 nucleotides long. Lineage: Eukaryota; Metazoa; Chordata; Aves; Leptosomiformes; Leptosomidae. The record is from RefSeq and is a predicted model, not a curated record.
AAACCUGCAGAGCAGAAGCAGCUGAAGUCUCUGUCUCCCGUGUGACCAUGCGCUUGCAAACCAGAGCCCGGUUCCAACUGCCCCGCGUGGGAAGUGCCAGCCUGGAGCGGGGACCUCGCGGAACGCUGGGCUGGGGGGGGGCUUCGGGCACAGCAAGCUGGUGGAAGAGCCUGGCAGCCUCUGUGACGGGCCUGAUGACCGCGACACCAACCGAGCCAGAAGCAGUGGUGAGGAAGUACCUGGAAGAGCUGAAGCGCGCUCCUGGCGAUGAGGACUGCAUCAUCUGCAUGGAGAAGCUGUCCUCCCCCUCGGGCUACAGCGACGCGUGCGAGUGCAGCACAAUCAAGCCAGAGACGGUCGGUCGCCUGACAAACUGCCAGCACUCCUUCCACAUGCUCUGCAUGCUGGCCAUGUACUCCAGCGGGAACAAGGAUGGCAGUUUGCAGUGUCCGUCUUGCAAAGCCAUCUACGGAGAGAAAACCGGUACUCAGCCCAAAGGGAAGAUGGAGGUCUCCACUUUCCCCCAGUCCCUCCCUGGCCACAAGGACUGCGGGACAAUCCAGAUUGUCUAUCACAUCAGCAGAGGCAUUCAGGGCCCUGAGCACCCCAACCCUGGGAUGCCGUACACGGCAAGAGGCUUUCCCCGCUAUUGCUACCUGCCGGACAACGAGAAGGGCAGAAAGGUCCUGGAGCUCCUGAGGGUGGCCUGGAGAAGACGCCUGAUUUUCACAGUGGGCACCUCCAGCACCACCGGUGAGAGCAACACAGUGGUGUGGAACGAGAUCCACCACAAGACGGAGAUGGACACAAACCUGAGUGGCCACGGCUACCCGGAUCCCAACUACCUGGACAACGUGCUGGCGGAGCUGGCCGCGCAGGGCGUCACCGAGGACUGCCUGGGACACUGAGCUGCCGCGGGGCCCGGCCGUGCCGGGCGCGUCUCGGGGCGCCCCCCAGCACACUCAUUCCUGUUGCCUUAAGUUCCUGUGUCUGACCGCCCGUCACACUGAGCAAUAACACUGCACCGCGGGAGCGCUG